AUGUUAUUUUCUUGCAGGAACUUGAAAGAUCUAUGUCUGAGAGGCACUCUAGCUCCGGAUCCCAGGAACCUGGUUCAUGUGAAAUAUAUGAUUUUACGCAACAAUUCUUGCUCUGGUCUCAUUCAAGAAGAGAUCGCUAAGUUGAACGAAUUAGAAGUAUUGGACCUUGGAUAUAAUAACUUCAGUGGACAGCUUCCUUGUCAUUUUAUCAAUAAUUUCUCAAUAGCAAUUUUUUUACUGGACAAUAAUGUGCUUCUUGGCAACAUGCAUCCUGAAAUUUAUGAGCGUCAAAAGCUAUCUGAAGUUCAAGUGGAUGGACGUUUGCUUCAAGAAAGUACAUGCUAUGCUCACCUACAAGGGGACAAACGACUUGCUCAAGGGGGAAGUCCCAUGUGA
Messenger RNA from Fraxinus pennsylvanica, 396 nucleotides. The record is from the annotation of a GenBank genome assembly. Lineage: Eukaryota; Viridiplantae; Streptophyta; Magnoliopsida; Lamiales; Oleaceae.